Molecule: messenger RNA, 1833 nt
Organism: Bufo gargarizans (Asiatic toad)
Lineage: Eukaryota; Metazoa; Chordata; Amphibia; Anura; Bufonidae
Product: von Willebrand factor A domain-containing protein 5A-like
Exons: 7
Coding region: 218-619 (133 amino acids)
Source: RefSeq, a predicted model, not a curated record
CUUAUAAGCUGUCUCGAUGCAACAAUUGCCAUAACCUCUCUCUCUCCAAAUCUUCUUCUGAGGUCCUGAGACUGCAUCUCAAAAGACUUGGCGGACGAACAGAUCCUACGGGCUCGCAGGAACUGACCCACUGGUUAGUACCCAGGUGGCCAGUCGCAUCCACCUGGAAAACCACGUCCUAAAACUCAACAUUCGUACGGGCCACCUUAAAGCAGAAAUGGAAAGUUUUAUUUAUCAUCCGGUCUCAGCUAAAUGCAUGGAUAUGUCACCACCACCAGCUCGAGUCUGGAAGAUCAUCCCUUUCGUCAGUCUGAUUUCCCUGCAAAACGCUGAUGGUUCCUGGAAUCUUACCCCAAAAUUCUGCUCCAUUCUGGGAAUAUCAGAGCAGGACAUUAACAAGAAUCCAGAUCAGAAUAUGGACUCAUCAGUGUGGGCUACGGUCUUGGCGGUGAUCUGGAUCCAUGCAUCUUGUCUGGACCAGAGAGAGGAAUGGGAAUUACUGGAAGGUAAAGCCAUCUCCUGGCUUAAGGCUAAAGCAGGUUCCUCCUUGGAUCAGUUGGUCAGAGCUGGAAAUGAUCUGCUGAAAUCCUCAGUGAAUCCUAAUGUGUUUGGCCUGUGAGUAGAAGAAUGAAGAUGGUGGAGGUCUUUGGGUACGACCAGACGGUCAGGUCUCUGCAUGCAGUUUUGGAAGCCAAAAUCAGGAGCGGAUUAAAAAAGGAGAGAAAAUAUAAAGGAGAAAUAGAACUUCUCCUGUUUUUUUUUUUCUUAACUCACUUCUGGUUUGGGCUUCCGAAACUGCAAGCAGAAACCCGACUGUGUGGUUGUACCCUUCUAAGGAAUACUGCCGCCCUCCAGAAUUUUACUGCUUCUCACCUUUACUUUGGAAUCAAUUUUCAUGAUCUAAUUUCUGUGUCUUAUUACUCUUGAAAUGAGAUACAAGCCAAAGAUGCAAAUGAUAAGUCUAGAGAAUCAUCUUUUAUAUUCUCAUUACACAGACCUGUUAAUGUUCACUUAUUUUUAGAAUGUACAGAGCAGCUCCACUGAAAUAUAUGCAUACAUGGAGAGAGGCCUUAGGGGUGUACUGACACUUGGGAAAGUAGUAGUGCAGAAGAAAACCAUUCUACAAUGCCACCCUAAAAACUGGAUUAUUUCUUACUACACUCAAUCAAUAGAUACCAAUCAAUAGUACAUGUGAAUAUAAGAAAUUUUGUAAUGCAUUUAAUCAGAGAAAUUAUGCCUCAUUCUACACUUUCAGCAUUUUCUCUCCCUCUCCUCCUAAAUCAACAUUCAUUGCUAAAUCCACCUUGAGAGACUGAUAAGGACUGUCAGCUCACUGAAGGAUCAGAUUAUAGCUGCCAAUAGGAGUUUAUAGCGAGGGGAGGAGGCGUGAACUACUAGAGGGAAAAAUAAAAACAAAAUUCUGAAAGAUACAUCACAAGGUUUCUUAUAUUAACCUGUAAUAUUGAUGUAUACAACGUUUGUUAAAAGAUUAGUUGUCCAAGAUUGGAAAAACAUGGCUGCUUCAUCCAAAAGCAGAACCACAUCUCUCCACAGGCUGUAUAUGGUAUUACCACUCAGCCCCAUUCAUCUUAGUAGAACUGGGCUGCUGUGGGUAGUGUGUUUGGAAGAAAGCAGCCAUGUGUUUCUAAUCCUGGACAAUCAAAUUACAGUUUUUUCCUCCAUGACCUUGUAUUUAAAUAAAGAUCUGUUGAUGGAAGGUUGCAUGUGUCCUUCACCCAGGCCAGGAGAUCUCUGUUCAUCUUUAUUGGUUGGUGGUAUAAGUCAGAAUCUCUCAGGGCAGCCAAUAAGUUGGCCUUCUUUGGCUUUGCAGAC